This is a messenger RNA of Cololabis saira (Pacific saury), 4548 nucleotides long. It is a transcript of the gene nfrkb, whose product is annotated as nuclear factor related to kappaB binding protein. Gene Ontology annotation, cellular component: Ino80 complex. The coding region runs from base 75 to 3893 and encodes 1272 amino acids. The transcript has 26 exons. The record is from RefSeq and is a predicted model, not a curated record. Lineage: Eukaryota; Metazoa; Chordata; Actinopteri; Beloniformes; Belonidae. Gene Ontology annotation, molecular function: protease binding.
UAGAAGAAGAAAACCGGGUGCGUCGGUGAAACAGGUCCGUCUUUAUUUCAAAACAUCAUUUACGCCAGAGGAGAAUGGACGCACUCGCACACAUGCUUACAGACCCUCUUGAUCCAAAAGAGGAAAACGAUGGACAGAUCACAGAGGAAUGCAUGCUUGGGGGGUGCAUAGUGAACCUACCAGAGGACCUACUGGAGGAUCCUGAUAUUUUUUUCUCGGUGUUGAGUGAAAACACCUGGAGUGAGGUUCUGACCGAUUCUCAGAGACAACACCUUCGUCAGUUUCUGCCACAGUUUCCUGAGAACAAGGCAGAGGAGCAGGAUGCCACCAUCAGUGACCUGUUCAACGAUGGAAAUUUUAACUUUGGAAAUCCUCUUCAUCUUGCACAGAAACUAUUUCGAGAUGGUUACUUCAACCCAGAAGUGGUCAAGUACAGACAAUUGUGUGCCAAAUCCCAGAGGAAACGCCACCUACACUCCCUUCAGCAGUAUUACCACAGACUCUUGAAGCAAGUUCUUGUCUCCAGAAAGGAACUGCUGGACUUUGUUGUUCACAAUGGUCUGGACUUUCCUCCAAAAAGGAGGUUGCCAAGCAAGACACACGCUGAGAUGAGAGAGUCGAGGGUGAAGAGACGACUGAGUCGCAUACUUAAGGAAGUCAAAACUGAGUGUGGAGACAGCAACGCCUCGUCUGAUGAUGACGACGUAUCCUUGUGGAGUCCGACGCCUCCGUCACCCUCUUCUCCAACACCCACCGUCUCACUCAGAGUACUUCCCAGCCUCUCCACACAAGACAUGAAAACCACAGAAAAAGUAGAACUGGGUGAACUCGAUUUGAAAGUCAUGCUGCAAAACCACUGCGAGAAGAGGAAGCGCCAGCCAGAUCAUCCAGACUUGAUAACUUCAGAUAUCCAGCUCAGAGACAUACUUUCAAGAGCAAAUAUAGGUCGGAAAGGGACUAUGCCGCUCUUCGACCUGCCUCUGCCUAAGAAGAAGAUGAGAGAUGAGAGAAGGAAGAAAAAACUGAGGACUAUAAAAGUGGAAUCUGAGGAUCCUUGUGAAAGUCUCCCCCCUUCAGACGCCCCCCCAGCCCAACCAGUCAACAUCAUGAACUCCCUCCCAGACGCCCCGUCCACCCCCCUGACCAACAUCAAGGAGGAGAUUGUGGAGGAGUGUCAGAGCAGCCCGGUUACAGUUGAGGAAAUAGCUGCCAGUUUCUUCAGCUUAUUGGAGAGCAUCUUUAGAGCAGAAUGCCUUGCCAGCACUUCUAUGCUGGAGGAAAAGGUUCAGUUGUGGCAGUCGUCUCCAGCCAGUUCUCUCAAUGUUUGGUUUUCAUCUGCCUCCUGCUGGUCAGAUCUGGCACUUCAAGCUCUGCAGUUUCUCGCAGGAGAGACUAAAGAUGGCAUGAUGGCGCUCCCCAGCGGCUUUUCUCCAUUCGUGGAAUUUGUGGAUGAGUCUCAGCAGUGGCGAUGGAUCGGUCCCACUCAGGACACGGAGAAGGAUCUGUGUGCCCUCUGUCAGCUGUGGCUGGACUCCAAAGACUUUGUUGUUAAGACCGAGAGUGAAGACAUGAUAGAGAUGACUUCUCCAACACCAAAACUGUCGACUGAUUAUGUGGUGCGGCCCAGCACUGGAGAUGAGAGACAGGUGUUUCAAGUCCAGGAGCAGCAACGAUACAACCAGCCGCACAAAGCCUUCACCUUCAGGAUGCACGGCUUCGAGUCCGUGGUGGGGCCCGUGAAAGGGGUGUUUGAUAAGGAGAUGUCUCUCAACAAGGCCAGGGAGCACACGCUGCUCCGCUCCGACCGGCCGCCAUACGUCACCAUUCUCUCUCUGGUUAGGGAUGCAGCAGCCAGGUUGCCGAAUGGAGAGGGAACAAGGGCGGAGAUCUGUGAGCUGCUCAAAGACUCCCAGUUUCUUGCCCCAGAUGUCACAAGUGCACAGGUGAAUACGGUUGUCAGUGGGGCUCUCGAUCGACUCCACUAUGAGAAAGACCCCUGUGUUAAAUACGACAUUGGUCGCAAACUGUGGAUCUACCUGCACCGCAACCGCAGCCAGGAGGAGUUUGAGAGGAUUCACCAAGCUCAAGCUGCAGCUGCAAAAGCAAGAAAAGCUCUGCAGCAAAAGCCCAAACCGGCCUCCAAGCCUAAGUCUGGGAAUAAGGAUGGAAUAAACAAAGGCCCUGGAUGUCUGGACUUGGUGCAGGAAAUGGGGCCUAAUCCCAUCUCACCGAUCCCUACGACGCCCACUCCAAACACGCCUGGAACUCCCAAGUCCCCCCUGCCCUGCCCCGCCACCACGCCCACCAAGGCCGGCGUCCCAGACGCGAUCAAAACGAGCCAGGGUGUGCUGCUCGUGUCGCCCCCUUCGCUGCCUCAGCUGGGGACCAUCCUACCCACCAGCCAGGCUUGUCCUCCGGCCUCCCAGCCGGUCACGUCCCAACACGCCGCUCGGAUAGUCAGUCACCUGGCGGCCGGCUCCCUCCCUCAGGUGCGGGUCGUUUCCGCUCAGCCGGGUCUCGGUGCUUCUGCGGGGCAGCAGGCCACGCUGGUUCAUCAGGCGCCCCACCAGAUCCGGAUGCCCGUGUCGGUGGGGACGAAGGGCAUUUCGCAGGCGGUGGUUUCUGUGCCUUUGAGAAGUCAGUCUGGUACCAGUCCCGUCCAGGUUCCCACCACCCUCUCCGUGUCAACUGUGACCAAACCUCACACGGGAUCACCGGGAAGCCCGGCUCACACCCCCGGUUCUCCCGCCGUGCUCCAAGGUGUCAGCAGCCCCAACAUCAAGCAGGUGUCCAUCACGGGGCAGUUGGGCAUGAAGACUCCUGGCGGGACAGGAAUUCCCAUCACGGCGACUAACCUGCGCAUCCAGGGUAAAGAUGUCCUCCGCCUCCCGCCGUCCUCCAUCACCACGGACGCCAAAGGCCAGACGGUGCUGCGCAUCACCCCGGACAUGAUGGCUACUCUCGCCAAGUCCCCCGUCGCCACCGUCAAACUCACCUCCGACUUCCUGGGCGCGGCCACGUCGGGCAGCAAGAGCAUCUCUGCCACCCUGCAUGUGACCCCCACCUCCGCGGCCUCCGGCGCUCCCAGCGGCGCGGGGGAGGCGCAGGCCGCCAAGGCGGGCCCCGUGGCCUCCACGGUGCUGAAGGCGGCCGGAGACACGGCCAUACGCCUGAUGCCCACGCUGGCCGUCACCAUGGCCGACCAGAAGUCGCGGACUUUCUCCAGCGUCUCCUCCCCCGACAAGACCGGCGCCACCAUCCGGAUAAUGCCGGGCCUCGGGGUCAUCCCGCAGAAACAGGGUCAGACCAUCACCAUGACGACCACGACGGGCAGCAAGACGCUCACAGCGUCGACAUGUGCCAACGUUGUGACAAUGGCCGCCAACGUGGUGGCGGGCGCCAAGGGGAUCACCGUGGCGCCUGGAGCCUCGGGCUCCACGCUGACGCUGGGAACCGCCACCGCCACCGUCCGACAGGUGCCCGCCACCGUGGUCUCCACGCAGUCGGGGAAGUUACCUGCACGGAUCACCGUGCCCCUCUCCGUCCUCAACCAGCCGCUGAAGAGCAAGAGCGUGGUGACCACGCCGAUUGUGAAAGGAAGUCUCAACACAAACAGUCUCAGCAGCCUGGGUAGGAACAUCAUCCUGACCACGAUGCCUGCAGGGACGAAGCUGAUCGCAGGAAACAAACCGGUCAGCUUCGUGACGGCGCAGCAGUUCCAGCAGCUCCAGCAGCAGGGGCAGGCCACGCAGGUUCGGAUUCAAACGGUCCAGACUCAGCCGCUCCAGCAGCACAUGGCAACAGGAUCCCCAAAACCUGUUUCAACCGUCGUGGUCACAACAGCACCCUCACCCAAGUGUGUACCUGAUCCUCCACCUGCUCCUCAACAGUGAUCUCAUCUCGCAAUGAUGUCUGUUUGCUUAUUGGAGCUCUUUUGUUCUCAGGCCUAGUCGUGAUUAUACAACCUUUUAUGCUCCCGUUGGUCUGGAAACGACCUUGACAGCAAGUCAGAAACCUUCACAGUUAAUGCUUUUGGCUCGAUCUAAGAUUCCUGCUGUCCUCCCGUUUGUUCUCAGUUUCGUUGCCGCUUAAAGGCCAAAAUAUCUUGAAAGAAAACUCACAAAUUCUAUAGACAAGUGUGUUUGUUGUCCUUUACAGUGGAACGACCUUUCGCUUGAUGCUCUGCAGAUGUGAAAUGAUUUCAAACUGCAACUUGUUACGUUGUAAAUAUUAAACAUUUAAUAUACCAUUGAUGUGACUGUCAAUAGGAUAUUGUUUUAUUCGUGUGUGUUUUAUAUGGCAUAUUAACAGUUGUUCAUUGAGUGGGACUUGAUUUAUUUGAAUGUUGUAACUUGAUAAUAUAUUUUGUUCUUUUCAAAUGACACUUUGUAUUUCUGAAAUGUUCUCAAACCACAAUUUAAAUACUUUUUUUUAACAAAAAAGUCUAAAACAAUGCCAUAUAAAUCAGAGGUUAUCACUUACAUAGAGAACAUAUUUUUCCUAUAGACAGGUGAUGAAAAUAAAAGGUAGACGUGGCCUCAUUCUUCA